AUGACUGCCGCAAAUCCUUCCUCGCCGCCUGAUGUGAAUGAAGAUCUGCAUCACGACGAUCUUGUCCAACGCCUAAAGUCCAUGUCCACUGUGAGCCCGACACCGCCUCAAGGCCCGAACAAGACACCGACUCCUACCAAAGCGCCUAUACAAGACACACCACGCUCAAGCUCAAGCUCGAGCUCAAGCCAGCCCUCUGCCGACACCAUGGGAGAAAGCAGCACCCUCGCCCGCCAGCUUAGCAACACCUCCGACGACAGCAUGACUUCGCGCAGGCCCUCUACACCACGCUCGCAGACGGACCCCCAGCCCGACACUCUCACCUCCCUCACCACUCGGCCACGGAAUCGCUCGCCCUACUCUCGCUCUCAUCUUCGCUCCCAGAGCGGGUCAGCGUUGCCGAGCGCGCCGCCCAUGACACGGGCCCAUUCGUUGCCUACUGUCAUGCAACCGUCUGGCAACCUCAGGCUCUCGCCUACCCCGAUGGAGCUUGCCCUCCCGGCUUCUCCUCUACGCUCGCCCAAGCGGACCCGCAGCCCGCGAGCACUGGAGCCACGGCCGCAUACAGUAGGGGCCCCAGAGCGGUACGGCUCGGGUAUCCGUCCGGCCUCUAUCGGCUCCUUCGAGGGCGCUCCGAGUGUGUGCGAUAUCUCAGAAGAUGCCGAGCUGGAACUCACGCCACGCGUUGGCACCACCGUGUCGAGUCUGUACAGCAGCACAGGCUCGCUCUCAAGGCGGCGUCGACCAGCUUCACCGCUCUAUCAAGUCUCGGUGUCCUUCGGCGCACCGCCUACCAGUACCCCGUCGGUCAGCACUCCAACAUCAACUGCCUCCUCGCCGCUCCUCGCACCAUCCAGGUUCAACGAGAACUACCCCAUGUCACAUGCUUCAUCGUCUGUACCCUCUACACCAACCUCGAUGCGCUCCCGCAGUCCUUCCAUUUCUUCCCUCGAGACUAUCGAAGACAGUCCAGACGCAGAAGAAGAGGCUAUAGAGGCCGACCGCAUACGGCGCCUGAAGGCUGCCGCUGAUCGUGAGGAUGGUGGAGAGGCCAGAAGGUCCAGCUUAGAUGUGCCAGAAGGCCGUGGGCGCAGUCUAGGUUUCGGCAAGCGAGACUCGAGGAAGAGGUGGAGUGUCUGCGGAGCGGAACGACGCGGCGACCUGGAUCUGGAGACCAUCUGGGAAGAUUGA
Molecule: messenger RNA, 1191 nt
Organism: Alternaria postmessia
Lineage: Eukaryota; Fungi; Ascomycota; Dothideomycetes; Pleosporales; Pleosporaceae
Exons: 1
Coding region: 1-1191 (396 amino acids)
Source: RefSeq, a predicted model, not a curated record